Molecule: messenger RNA, 2019 nt
Organism: Ananas comosus (pineapple)
Lineage: Eukaryota; Viridiplantae; Streptophyta; Magnoliopsida; Poales; Bromeliaceae
Product: probable ADP-ribosylation factor GTPase-activating protein AGD5
Exons: 11
Coding region: 225-1628 (467 amino acids)
Molecular function (GO): GTPase activator activity
Source: RefSeq, a predicted model, not a curated record
UGUUUGUUUCGGCCUUCCGGAAAGGGAAAGCAAUGGAUGAAGCAGAGGCGGGCGCGAACCUCGCGGCUUGAAUUGCUCGUGCUUCUCGUUUAGUUUUCGUCUUCCUCCUCUUCUCGGCAUCUUCUCUUCCCUGGGAGGGUCUUUUGCUUUUGCUUUUGCUUUUGCUUUUGCUGUUGCUACUGCUUCUGGGGGAUGCCCCUCGUGUCCAUCCAUCGGCCAUCGCCAUGAACGAGAAGGCCUCUGUUACCAAGGAGCUCAAUGAGAUGCACCUGAAGAUAUUAGAUGGGCUUCUCAAAUUGCCUGAGAACAAAGAAUGUGCUGACUGCAAAGCCAAGGGUCCACUAUGGGCAAGCGUCAAUUUGGGGAUUUUUAUAUGCAUGCAAUGCUCUGGCAUCCAUAGAAGUCUGGGGGUACAUAUAUCUAAGGUGAGAUCUGUCAGGCUGGACACAUGGCUCCCAGAGCAGGUCUCAUAUAUCCAAACUAUGGGAAAUGAAAAGGCGAAUAGCCACUGGGAGGCAGAACUACCUCCAAAUUAUGACAGAGUUGGAAUUGAAAAUUUUAUUCUUGCAAAAUAUGAAGAAAAAAGAUGGGUGCCCCGGGAUAAAACCUUGCCAGCAUGUUCAAAGGCAAGAGAAGGAUCUAAUACUUCAAUUGAGCAGAAAUCUGCUGAUGAAGGUGGACAUGACUUCAGAAACAAUAUAAAAUCUCCUGAGGAGCGAAAUUCAGUAUCACCAUUUCAUGCUGGGAGCAGUGUAGCUGUUCCUAAAAUUCCAAGCCCGGUAUCUUAUGCACCAAAAGUACAAACAGUGACAUCCCAGGCCGUCUCUACACAAACUUCACCGACACCUUCUUCCAAGCUUAAUUCUUCAGUCUCUCUACAGCGGAAUGUUGAUCAAACAGCUUAUGUUUUCGACAUUCUUUCUGUAGAGAGAUCUAGCCAACAUGAAUCUACGUCAUCUUCAAAUGAUGAUAAUGGAUGGGCAAAUUUUCAGUCUGCAAAAGUAGCUAGUGUAACGGAGAAAGAAAGCAUCACAGAAUCUGCUGAAAGUAAGAGCAAACCUCCAUCUGGAAUUGAGGGCCUAUUUAAAGAUUCACCAGCAGAGGUGCCGACUUUGGAUCCAGAGAAGUCCCAAAAGAAUGUGAAAAAUGAUAUUAUGGGCCUCUUUGAUAAGUCUAAUAUGGGUUCACCAUAUACCAUUCACCAACAGCAAUUAGCAUUCAUCUCUCAGCAGCAGGCAUUUCUCGUGGCUGCAUCACAAUCAGGCUCUGCACUUCCUGCUCAAAAACCAGGCACUACUGUGCUUGCAUCCAACAGUAGUUUCCCAAUUCAAAACUGGCCCAAAGAAGGCAAUCAAUUCCCAGGAAUGACAUUAUCAGCAGGAGAAGAGGAUAACAAAAGAUUAAACCAGAAGGACUAUGUCGAGCAGGCGCAUCCCCUUGGAAAUUAUGGUCCUUUUCCUACUUUAGGAAUGGAUGCUCCGGGAUCAACAGUACCCGGUAAAAAAGUAACCGAAGAUGGAGGUAGUGGGACAGCAAAUGCAUCCUCUUCCCGUUCGACCACUCCGAAUCAGUCACUAAGUGAUUAUGACUUCUCAUCCUUAACACAAGGCUUGUUUUCGAAGAAUUAACCGCCGCAAUUAAAGAUGCUGGAACAAUUUUUUAUAGUCCCUAGAGCACUAUGUCAAUUACAGGAAAAUAUAUAUAGAGUAUGGUUGUUCUCUUUCAUGUGAGCGUUAAGGCUGGUUUUACUUUGUUUCUGUCUCUUUCUUUUUUGUCCCUCUCUAAUUACAAGAAAAGUGUAAUACUUCGACGCCUUCAUUAUCAGCAUAUGCCAUAUAAAAUCAGCGAGGAAGAACUUGCUCUGCCAGGCUUCGUUUUAGGUGAUUAAAAUGACUCCGAGAUGGGAAAAGAUAUGUACGCAAGUUGAUGAAGCCUCUUUUAUGUUGCCUUUUUGUUGUAACAAUUUUGGUUUUCAAACAGGUUGAUUAAAGUAAAUAUGACCGUCAAAACUCAUUCUCA